Molecule: messenger RNA, 2048 nt
Organism: Lotus japonicus
Lineage: Eukaryota; Viridiplantae; Streptophyta; Magnoliopsida; Fabales; Fabaceae
Product: lysine histidine transporter-like 5
Exons: 8
Coding region: 125-1453 (442 amino acids)
Cellular component (GO): plasma membrane
Source: RefSeq, a predicted model, not a curated record
UAGGAAGCCAGGACUAAUUCAGCACAAGAGAAUCUUUAAAUUGUGGAAAUCUCAACCACUUGGAAAAAGUUCAGCUACUGAAGAUACCUCUCCUAUUGAGUGAAGAAUUGCAAUUUGUAGACUAAUGGGGCGUGGCGGUAACAGUGGGAACAGAUCACAAGAACCACCUAAUGGGGAGAACCUUGAAAGCUGGUUGCCCAUCACUGCAUCUAGGGAAGCAAAGUGGUGGUACUCAGCUUUUCACAAUGUAACAGCUAUGGUGGGUGCUGGAGUGCUAGGCUUGCCAUUUGCUGUAUCCCAGCUUGGAUGGAGUGCAGGGAUUAUUAUACUCGUAGUGUCAUGGCUUGUGACAUUUUACACACUCUGGCUACUUGUGGAGAUGCAUGAACUUGUACCGGGGAAGAGGUUUGAUCGAUACUUUGAUUUGGGUGAGAACAUUUUUGGGCCCAAAGUUGGAUUCUGGAUGGUAAUGCCACAGCAGCUAACAGUUCAGGUGGCUUCCACUAUUGUGUAUUGUGUCACUGGUGGGAAGUCCCUGAAGAAGUUCUGUGAUAUGACUUCAUUCUUGGGUGGAAUUAGACAGACAUAUCACAUUCUCAUCUUUGUGGUCCUGCAAUUAGGCUUUUCACAAAGUCCUAACUUCAACACCUUGAAAGGAAUUUCUUUGUUGGCUGCAAUCAUGUCUAUCGGAUAUUCCAUGGUGGCAUUUGUCACAUCUAUUGUGAAGGGGAUCGAUCAUCAUCCUAGUCAUUACGGUGUUCGAUCGCAUACCACUCCUGGGAAGAUCUUUGACAUUUUCAAUGCGCUAGGAACCAUAGCAUUUGCAUUUGCAGGACACAGUGUGGUUUUAGAGAUUCAAGCUACAUUGCCCUCGACAGAGGAAACACCUUCCAAAAAACCAAUGUGGCGAGGUGUGGUAGCUGCAUACUUGAUAGUGAUUUCUUGCUAUCUUUUAGUUGCAAUAUCUGGUUUUUGGGCAUUUGGAGAUCUUGUAGAAGAUGAUGUCCUUCUCUCACUUGAACAUCCCAAUUGGGUUAUUGCUGCUGCUAACCUCAUGGUAUUCAUUCAUGUUCUAGGAAGCUUUCAGGUUUUUGCAAUGCCGGUUUUUGAUACAAUCGAGUCAUCUUUGGUGCAAAGGUGGGAUUUUAGUCCAUCAAGGACCCUUCGUGUUGUUGCUCGAAGCCUGUUUGUAGCUGUGGUAGGAUUUGUAGCUAUAUGCAUUCCAUUUUUUGGAGGAUUGCUAGGGUUUUUUGGAGGACUAGCAUUCACAUCAACAUCAUACAUUCUUCCUUGUGUAUUAUGGCUUGGAGCAAAAAAGCCAAAGCGAUGGAGCUUUCAUUGGACUGCAUCACUAAUUUGCACGAUUGUCGGCAUUUUAAUAGCAAUCGUUGCACCUAUCGGAGGAAUACGAACAAUUAUUGUUUCCGCAAAGACUUAUAGGAUGUUUUCUUGAUUAUGAGAUUUAUAUCAUUAAUAGCUAUGUAAUACAAUAUUUUUAAUUUUGUAGAACUCUUUUGUUUAGAUCAGCUUAUCCGCAGAAAUUUUAGUUGCGAUGAUAUCAACAUUUGUAAAUAAUUCUUAAGAUUCUAGCAUGCUACUAAUAUGGAGAGUAAGAUUGACUAGGAAAAACAUCAUGUAUUUGCUUUCAAUUUGUAGCUACAUUUUUGUUUACCUAUGGUCAAGCCAUGCAAUGGUGGAAUAAAUUAUGACUUCUUAUUUUUUUUUAGCAGUUAAUACUUAAUAUCAUAUUUUGUGAAGUUUUUUUUUUUCAAAGUCAUGUAUAUUAAAAUUUCACUCACUUAACUAACCUUUAAAAAAAAGUUUUUAAAGGUUGAGAGGAGCUAGUAAGGUUGAUUUCUAAAUGGAAAUAUGAGGAGACAUCCAUUGUAUCUUGGUUAUCUGCUCUGGUUGAUUUGCAUGGACUUUUUUCAUUAUUGUUCCUUCAAGCCAAGGUGUGAUAUUAACAAUGAUACCUUGCAUGGAUGACAAAUAUCCCCAGUGCCAUAAUUGCGUCGACCUCAUAAUUGUUUUCACCGAUUUUAUGCCAA